Polypterus senegalus (gray bichir) is the source of this 1810-nucleotide messenger RNA. RefSeq names its product exonuclease 5 (gene exo5). The transcript is spliced from 7 exons. The record is from RefSeq and is a predicted model, not a curated record. Bases 196 to 1353 code for a protein of 385 amino acids. Lineage: Eukaryota; Metazoa; Chordata; Cladistia; Polypteriformes; Polypteridae. Gene Ontology annotation, biological process: interstrand cross-link repair. Gene Ontology annotation, molecular function: single-stranded DNA 5'-3' DNA exonuclease activity. Gene Ontology annotation, cellular component: nucleus.
UUCUAGCGAUGCUUCAAAUUAAAGCGAUUAAAUGGCGAGUAAAUUCAAAAUACUGAAUUAACUAAUACAUGUACAUAUUUUUCUGCGUAUCGAUUGAUGCCUAUCUACCCGGGUGACCGAGGAGCGACCUACCCAGCGAAGCGCGUAACUGGUUGUUACUGUAUGUAAGGAAAAGCAUAUACACAAUAAGCAGUAAUGGCAAAACAAGGAGUCAACGAGGAAAUAAGCGAUUCUGAGCUCCUGGAGGUUGACCUGGAGGCUUUCAUUGCUGAGAGCCUGGAUGUGGGAAAUUCUCAAAACAGCUCAAUGCAAGGUUGCAGUCCUGGGAGGAAUGACACUGGGAGGUCUGUGGAGGCUAGCUGUUCUACCCAGAAACCUUUGCUCAGUGGAAACAGUGAUUUGAUGGUUUCGCUCAAAAGGAAAAGAAAUGUGGCCAACAAAAAUCCCAUGCAGCACUUUCACCUGCAGCAUUUGUGGGUGACUGAUGUGUCCAGUCAAAGCUGGUGUGAACUGCAGGUUGUUCAUGGAUUUGAAAAACCAGAUGUAAGAAAGACCGUCAAUGAUGACCCUGUUGUGUUGGCUGGGUCCAGUGUCCAUCUGGCUAGAGAGCUAGAAGAACACGACGUGGUAUCGGUGAGCACUGAAAGCCGAGAGGACCAUUGGGCUGCCAAGUUUCUCAAUGUGCUUACUGGCCUUACAAUGCUGAAGGAAAGUGGCCGGGUUCGAGAACUGCCAGUUUUUGGGCAGGUAGAGGGAAUCUUCCUGGUGGGAGUCAUUGAUGAGCUGCAUUACAGCCCCAAGGGAGAGUUGACAUUGAGUGAACUGAAAACCCGUCUUCGGAAGUCUCUGCCAUCUGCGGCCCAGAGGAGGACUCAUGACUUACAAGCAGGCAUUUACAGGCUCCUGUUUGACAGGAUGGUCCAAGGGAAGUUGGAGAGCCAAACAUUUGUGCAGAGCCUUAAAUUGAGACCGGACAAGCAGUUGGCACCAGGGGUUUGUGACCAUGCCCAAGCUGUUGGCUUUCAUGUAUGCACCUUCAGUGAUGCCCUGGAAUUGCUUCUUUUAAACCUGACCUACAUGGAGACCCCUAACAUUGAUAAUUUGAAAAUUGAGUACGUCCACCAAAGCACAGGUGCCCCACUUGGCAUUAAAGAGGUACAAUUCAGUGAGCCCCGUUUAUUGGCUGAGCUGCACUACUUGCUGUCUUAUUGGACUGGCCAGAGAGAACCCCAGGGUGUGGAUAUUGAAGAUUCGUGGAAAUGUGGCUGGUGUGUUUUUACUGAGCAUUGUGAAUGGAGGAAAGCAACUGUGAAAAAUACAGGGCAAUCAGUUUGGAACAAGAGACGCAGAUGAUGUUCUUAUGAAAUGUGCAAAUGAUGUCCAGCAUCCUGAAUAUGAGAAAAGGCUAAUCACUGCGAUUGUGCCUGGGCUGAAAACCAUCCUGUGUAAAACAAUUUGUUACGUUAAAUCAAAAAGACAGACGAUGGCAAAAUUAUCUUAAGCAUAAUGAAUGGCUUUACUGCUUAACAAGAUUCAAAUACUGUAUAACGCAAAAAUUAACUGAUAAUUUUUCAUUUGUUAUUGAUAAUUCCUCUGUCUCCCCUUCCCCACAGGUUAAGAGUCUGGGUGUCAUCCUUGACAGUACUUUAUCUUUUCAGUCCCACAUCAAUAACAUAUCCAGGUCUGCAUAUUUCCACUUGUGUAACAUUAAUCGUUUUCACCCCUUCCUCACUCCCCACACCACUGCUAUCCUCGUUCAUAGCCUUGUCACUUCUCGUCUGGAUUAUUGUAAUUCCCUUUUCUUUGGUCU